UUGGCUGAGAAUUGUCUUGCGCCACAUCAUGUUGCUAUAGUGGAAGAUCAGCUGGAGCAAAUAAUUGACCUUGUGAAUAAAGGAAAUCCUCGUGUGGUGGGGACGAAACUGACUACGGUAGUAGAGACUCAAACAACUACCACCACAAGUAAUCUUUCAUCAGGCCCACCUACGGCAAGAGCUGCUGCAUCACCUGCACCACCUGCCGCUCAAGUAAUGGCUCCUCAGGGAGUUGCUCCAAACGCUGUAGCUCCUGCACAGCCGGUCGCGGCUGUUCAGUCGCAAACUCCCCAGAUGCCUAUCCCUGCAGCUGUAACUCCUAUAGAAGCGCCUCUUGCAGUUUCACCUCCAGUAGUAAGGAACGAGCAAAAGUCGCUAGCGGGACAAAGUCGCAGUGUUGAUGGAGAAAGUUCUACGAUAGCUACUCCUGUACCGCCGGCAGGCGUACCACAAUCAACCUCACUCCAUGUCAUGAACACCGCAACUGCUCCCACAACUGUAACUGUAACUACUACUACUGGUAUGACAACAACGAGGAAGUCGCGAUUUCAAGUUACUCCUUCCGCAGUCUCAGUUAUCCCACCUACGUCGCUUGCAACCCUACCUUCUGUUGAAACAACAACACAUCCACCAGUGCCUGAGGCUCAUGUACAACAGCUAAGUCCACCAGCGCCAGUAGUAUCUACUGGGUCGUCGCCGAGCACCACGGCUCAUUCGAAUACAUCCUCGGUCAUAAGUAACGCGAGCACGGGAAGUAGAUUCAAGGUGCAAAAUGUUCCCAUACAAGCCACAUUAGCGCCAACGCCAUCCGCCGAAUCUGGCUUUUCAUCAUCUACUUCCACUCAUACUGAAGGUAGCAUUUCAAGCAUAGGAUCUGCUGCCACUCCUUUAGCAGUGCAGCCACCUAUCACAGCAAAUGUUGCAGCGUCUAUGACGAUGGCUGCUCAGCUAGCCUCGCCUGCGACGAUAUCGCUACCAACAGCUCCAGUAGUCUCGUCUGCAAGCAUUAUCCAAGCUCCACCUGAACCUACGCCUGCAUCUGUUGUUCCAACUGCUGCGAUAACCUCUGUAGUGACUGUAGCUACAGUAGUUCCAUCACAUCAACCUCUUAUCGCUAGCACACAUGUCGACCUUUCGGCAUUACAGAAACUGGAUUCAGAGCUUAGAAAAGUGAGCGGCGUAUCGACUGUCAGCGGUGUAUCGACUGUUUCCGCAGGAGCCAAUACAGCGCAUGCUCCUAUCCCUGAAGCUAUGACACAAUCUGCGAUUGCUACACUACAUUCUGGUGCUCAGAUCCAUAAUGCACAUGUUGCAUUGCAUCCUACUACAAGUCUUCCACACACUCCGGCUCAUACGGGAGAAAUUUCUACCAAUCUCGCAGGUUUGAGUGAAAAGCUUGCUGUUCUCAGUCAACAACGAGAGCAGCAGCAGGUGCAACAACAGCGUGAACAGCAGCCAGUGCAACAACCAGUGACACAGCAAGCACAGCAACCAGCAACAGGGCAACCAUUGCCACCUCCCAAGGAAGAUGAUGAACAUCUGUCCAACCAAACAACGGCCAGUGGAACGGAGGAUAUCCAUGUUGACACACUCAAUGGCCUGGCACAAGCGCUUCAGAAGGUGAUCAAUCCGGAACCAAAAGAGCAAACCCCAUUAUCUGGUGGUGAGCUGCAUGGUCGCAUAUCACCCCAUCAAUUUGCAAAUUCGACACAGGAGCUCUAUCAUCUGCCCACUGCGUCAUCCCUACCGUCUGCUUCCAUGGCCGCCACAUCCGAAGAUGAAUCCUCGUCACCAGAAAGGACUGCGACAGGGCUUGCAUCAAUCGUCGCAGGUAGUGCAGCCCCAGUGGAAGCAAUCAAUUUCACAACUUCGCAGUUGUUGUCUUCGAAUACUGCACCAGACCUGUCCCAACGUCUUCGUUGCAUAGAUAGUCUGGCAACGUUCGAGAAUCUGGAAAGCGCAUUGUCGUGCACGCUUGGCACCUCAAGUAUGCGACCAAGUGUGGUUCGCGACGACGCAUCGACACAACACGAUGACUUGUCGAGUGUGUGCGGUAGUGCAUUGUUUCAUGUCGGUACUCCACCGCUGUACAGUGCGUCAGAUUCGGAAUUCGAUCAGGCGGAGGACGACGACGAUGACGAUCCAGAGAUUUUGCAAUUGAUUCAAAGACAUCGGACGCAACUGCUACAACUUCGCGAACAACAAAGACUUGAACUUGAGGAACUACGUGCACGACAACGUCAACUUCGCUUGGUGCGAGCUUCGACAGCAGCACCGGAUCAUCCUAGUGGCGAUCAUAAUAAUCUUAGCCAUCAGGGCACACAUCAUCAUCACCCUUACCGAAAUCCACCGUCAGCGUUGUCACUGCCGGCCAGUCCACCACCUUUACACGUGAACAAUAAUGAGGUUGGCGCCUUUAGAAGUUUUCUUUACUAA
Messenger RNA from Strongylus vulgaris, 2436 nucleotides. The record is from the annotation of a GenBank genome assembly. Lineage: Eukaryota; Metazoa; Nematoda; Chromadorea; Rhabditida; Strongylidae.